Rotaria sp. Silwood2 is the source of this 570-nucleotide messenger RNA. Lineage: Eukaryota; Metazoa; Rotifera; Eurotatoria; Philodinida; Philodinidae. The record is from the annotation of a GenBank genome assembly.
AUGUUGUCAGAGUCUACAACAUCAUCAAAUAAUUCUCUACUAUCAAAAGCAUGGAUUUAUUAUGAACAAGGUUCAAUAACACAAACAUUACAACAGACAGUUAUACCUAUUAAUACUCAAUUAGAGUCGAAUGAAGUAAUUGUUGAAAUAAAAGCAGUUGCUAUCAAUCCUGUAGAUAUUCAACUUGGUAAUAUAUCACAAUGGAUCGCAAAUUGGCUAUUAGCUUCUGGUAUGAAUAAAGCAAAAAUUCCUGGUGCUGACUUUUCGGGUAUAAUUUAUAAAAUUGGUUGUAAUGUUACUAAAUAUAAAAUAGGCGAUGAAGUAUUUGGUAUUUAUGCUGGUAGUGUAACAGAUUUAAGUGCUCGAAGUGUAUUUAAAACAAUUUUUAAUCUUGAACAACGUUAUGGUUCAAUAAUAGCUGGUUUAUUAAAAACAAGAAAAGAUAAACAAAAUCAAAAUUCAAUACAUUUUCUUUUUAAUGAUUUAAAUUUAAAAGAUUAUUCAACAUUAUUAAAUAAAUAUCCAAUUUAUUAUUUACGUGAUGGAUUAGAAACACUUGUAAAGCAUUAG